This is a messenger RNA of Vanessa tameamea, 2803 nucleotides long. Its product is annotated as armadillo repeat-containing protein 8-like. NCBI's taxonomy places the organism in Eukaryota, Metazoa, Arthropoda, Insecta, Lepidoptera, Nymphalidae. Gene Ontology annotation, molecular function: protein binding. Bases 141 to 2120 code for a protein of 659 amino acids. Gene Ontology annotation, biological process: proteasome-mediated ubiquitin-dependent protein catabolic process. The record is from RefSeq and is a predicted model, not a curated record. The transcript is spliced from 14 exons. Gene Ontology annotation, cellular component: GID complex.
UAUGAUAAAAUAUGUUAUCUAUUGCCAUGAUAUUGACAGCAGUUUCGCGGGUCUGACAGCUACAGCGUAUUCACCAAUCGGUUUCGCAAAGUAAUUUUGGUGAUAUUUUUAACAACACUUCGGCGUAGAUAUCGCAAAAUAUGCAGCAGCUCACUAUAUUUAUGGAUAUUGAAAGCUCACGUUCCUACAUCGACGAGCUCUAUUCGCCGAAUCAGGAGAAAAUCAUGGAUGCAUUGGUUACACUGAAGAAUUCUGUGAUAGGUAGCAACAGGCAAAAGAGUUCUGUAAUCGAACAAGGAAUAGUACCUAGAUUAUUGCAAUUGAUGACGGACGAUUGCCUCGAUCCGAACAUAAGACUCGAAGCAACAAUUACAAUCGGUUCUUUAGCAAAAGGCACACCAGAGAAUGUAGCAUCAUUGGUCGAUCAAGGCACAACCAUAGUACUCGUAGAGUUAUUAAAGAUAGUGCCAACUGGUACAAGAUUAGCUGAAGCUUGUCUAUGUGCUUUAAGGAGUAUCUUUCAGCAACCUCCAGCGCCAAUAUCAGCAUUGCCUGCUGAUAUGAGACUUUUGACCAGAUUAACACAAAUAGCACGUGAAGGUUCACCAACGGCACGAGCUUGUGUAGUUCGCAUUCUGUCAAUAUGGUGCAGUGGUCCCAUAGAACAAGAAGCCCUAUGUGCUGCCGGCGCAUGCGCAGCUGUAGCGGCGUUGCUGGCCAGCAGAGGCUUCUCAUCACCACCUUUAGCAAGAGCACUCCCUGCGCUUGACUUGUUAGCAGCCAUGUGCUUUGAAAAUGCUAAUGUUUCACAAGUUGCUCUCAAUACGAGGUUUGGAGAUAAAACAAUCCCCGAAUUGCUCACAACUCUCGUGUCCAGAGACAAACCACUGGCAAUUGCUAUGGGUGCUGCAAGAUGUCUUACUUUCAUACAUAGAGCUGGAGCUUUGACGGCUGAUGAUACCAGAGUUGUCUUUGGAGCUUUACCAUGUCUCGCUCGGCUUUGUACGAAAGAUAUGCCCGAAGAUAUUCGAGCAACAGCAGCUGAAACGCUAGCGUAUUUAGCAGAAGUGGACACGUCCCUACAAAGACUAGCGGCAAUAUCCAACCAUCUGAUGAGCUCACUGGCGGACAUCGUGAACUGCCCGUCCGCGGCCGCCAAGCAAGGCGCCUUCAAGUGCUUCGCGUCGCUUGGCGCCAACGACGAGGACAUCCGUAAGCGCAUCAUCGAGACCCACGGCCUCAUGGUGCACGUCGUCAACGGCAUGAACAACCCCGAGCCCUCCGUGCGAUUAGCAGCUGUGAGAUGUCUGCAUUCGCUCUCAAGGUCAGUUCAGCAGUUACGGACGACAUUUCAGGACCAUUCGGUCUGGAGACCGUUGAUGCAACUCCUGAAUGAUUCACCUGGAACAGAACUUUUAACAGUGGGGUCAUCAACUCUAUGCAACCUCCUCUUGGAAUUCUCUCCAGCAAAAGAGCCCAUGUUAGACCAAGGUGCUGUGGAAAUGUUGUGUAACUUGACAAAGAGGCCCGAGGCAGCUUUAAGAUUAAAUGGAAUUUGGGCACUUAUGAAUAUGGCUUUCCAGGCGGAGCAGAAGGUGAAGCAGCGCAUCCUGUGCUGCCUGGGCACGGAGCAGAUGUUCCGGUUGCUGGGCGACGGAGACACGCGCGUCAUCAUGAAGACUCUGGGCCUGCUGCGGAACCUGCUCUCCACGAGACAUCACAUCGACGCCAUCAUGGCGGAGUACUCCUCGCAGGUCAUGCAGGCAGUCAUAGUAGUACUAGAGGGUUCCUAUCCAGCUGAAGUGAAAGAGCAAGCGCUGUGUAUUUUGGGAAAUAUCGGCGAUGGAGAAAAGGCAAAAGAUCUAAUAAUGGCUAACGAGGAUGUGUUAAGGAAACUUGUAGAUUAUUUAGCGCACCCCGAGAGCAAACUGCAGGAAGCGGCGCUGUUCGUGGCCGGCAACUUAGUGUGGCGCGGAGAGGCCGGCGCCGCCGCGCGCCAGGCGCGCCUCGCGGACCUCGGCGUGCUGCGCGCGCUCAAGCUGCUGCGCGCGCGGCACGACGCGCACCACCUGCACGAGAAAGUGAAAACAGCGCUCGCACAGUUCAACGACUUCACAUAGAGUGACGAAAAACGAAAUGAGUAAUUCGUAAAAGUGACUGCAUUCAUACAAUGUUGUUGAGUUAGUCCUGGGAUAGUGAGUUAUCGAGUCAUAACAGUUAACUAAUGGGUAAUCAAUAUAAUGACGCUAAGUAUUUUAAUGUAUAUAGCUAAGUUGCUGUUAUCUCAAAUGAGGGAAGUUAUUAAAGUUAUUUAUUUUAGUUUAUCGUGUUGAGUCAUUUGUCAUUCUUUCUUGUUCUUUUUUUUAAGUCUUAAUUCAUAUAAAUAAUAUGAUAUUUUAUAGACUUUGUUAAAUACUAUUGUUUGCUUCCGUUUUCGCCGAUUUGAAAUGACAUUUUUUUGUUUAUUUACGUUCCAUUUAUUAAAUAAUCAUGAAAUACACAUUGUAAAUUCCAUUUAUAUACUAUUGACAUAAAAGAUGUAUUCUUGUAUUUAUAAUAAUGUCAUCGUAAAAAGUUUUAAUUAUCGUUAAGGGGUGCCUAGCCUCGAUAUCAUCAUGAAGCUAGCUAAAUGUAGUUUGACUACGAUAGUAUAAAUUUAUAGAUAUUUUUUUGGCUUAUUGACAAUAUAUAAUAAAAUUAACUACGGUACAGGAACGAAGUGAUAAUGAUUGUAGGUGAUUGUAGCUUUUGAUAAAAUAUGGAGGGCUAUGCAUGCUGACUGCAGACUGACGAUGGUUGUACG